This is a messenger RNA of Amoebophrya sp. A120, 5920 nucleotides long. NCBI's taxonomy places the organism in Eukaryota, Dinophyceae, Syndiniales, Amoebophryaceae. The record is from the annotation of a GenBank genome assembly.
CAAACACAUCGUCACUGGCUGCGCCCACGGAAACAGAAGCAGACCACUACGUACUCAUCUGUGUCUUUUUCAGGGAGUAACAAAUUAAAUUUUCCCCUUGCCCCGUUCGGGCAAGGAGCGCGACCGCAUCUUCGUUCCAGGGGAUCGACAAACUUUCCCAACGUCGCGACCUGCUAAAGGCGCGUUGCUUGAAGGCUUACUGUAGCGCAUAGCACUACGACAUGAAAAUCCACCUGCUCGAAGGCUUACUGUAGAGCAUAGCACUACGACAUGAACAUCUUGCCAUCAUCGACACCACAUCGAAACCUCAACGUGGUGAUUCUUGAUUUGGAACACAGUAUUCGUCGUCAAUAAAGUUAAAGUAUCCAUCGGUCGUCGCACUGGUUAAUAACUGAAGCAUCCAUUCGUUUCGGUCACACUAUCGAUCUUCAUUCUGUAGAUAUAGUCGGUCCACUGCUGUGCUGCAUUUCCAGCAGAUUGAGAAAAUGAAAGUCGGUUUUUCCCUUUCCUCCCGAAACUGAUUUUUCGGUGUGCUCGUCGCCCAUGCUCGGUUUUCGUUUUGCUUGGUUGUCAUCUUACAUCAUGUUAGGACUAUUUAUAAGUACAUGAAUGAAACUGAAAUAAUCAUAAGUACCCGAAGUAGGUCCCUCGCACGGAUUCGUGCAAAGCGAUUCCGCGUUUGAAAUCGAAACACUUUCUCUGGAAUAUUAAUUUCAAAUGCGAAACACAGGUUUUGGUUUGUAUCAGACCUGAAUCGUUCUUGAAUCCCCACCUGUGAAAACAAUAUCAACUGAGCACACCGAGAAGAAAUGAUAAGCACAGCAUACUUUUAGUUCACACUAGCACUUGCCCUUUUAUAAUCAACCCCAGAUACCGCUCCGCUUGCCGUUGCACCUGAGGCACAAAACCACGGCAAGAUGUUCGUGAUUUCCCCGGAGGAAGCUGCAGAAGGCGUGGUAGACCAGGUUGUGAAUGCGUCGCAGUCGUUUCUGCAACAGCAACAUGCGCACCUGGACACCCCUGCCCAAAAUCCUGUUUUCUUUUCUGGUGAUGCAGCAGCCCUCACCCCGAAUCGUAUGGUGGAACCUCAUCUGCUCGCAGAAGAAUUUUCUUCAGCGUCGACAAUGCAGCUGGAGUACCCGCUUCGCGACCCCUCCGACACGACGCCGGAGGCGAUCUGCCUGCGCGUACUUUGGUUUCUGAUCAUCUUGACGCCACUCCUGUUCACCUGCUUCGUUUCCAUUUUCGCGAUCGGAUGUCCGGCGUGCUGUUCGUGUUGCUGCUUCAAGGAGUACGUGUUGGAAGAAGACGAGGACUCAGACGAGGACGGGAACGGAAGUUUGGCCGCCAGCAACCGGCGGGGCGACGUCGCAAAGACGGGCGAUACGCUGACGCCGUCGGCCUACUAUCGGUUCGAAAACAACCCGAAUGCAACGCGGAUUCCGGUGGGCACGAUGGCGACACCCCCCGAAUCCCAGGCGCUGUUGUCCAAGCCCGCGGCCUCGUCCACGACCCGGGGCUCAAGCCUCGGCAGCACCGCGUCCAGUACUACAAGUAACCGCAUCGUGGCGGGCCCCCAAAGCGGGCACCCAACCUCUGUGACGGCGACGGAAGCGGCGGCCGCGCAAGCGACCGCACGGUUGCUGCAGCAAACGGCCGGCUUCGAGGACGAGGAGGACGUGGAGGACGAAGCCGACGUGCCCGUCGCGCCCUUCAGCCUGGCCCCGACGAUGAAGACCGGGGUGCGGUUCGAGGGCGAGGCCCGCAGCGAGUCGGCCUUCGUGGAGGAGGGUGGCCCCAUCCGGGUCCUCUCGCGGCGGAAACCGGAGGGCGAAACGCUGGAGACGAAAACCAUGAACUAUUCGCUGUUCCAACACACCCCGGCGGAGAACCAGUGCUGCCGGGUCCCGAAGCGGGCCUGUCCGGCGUGUUGCCUGCUCAACCUCGCCGUGUGGAUGCUGGGCGGCUUUUUGGUGUUGUUCGGCGAGUUCAUGUUCUGGAAGUGGUACGUGUACGACCCCCAUUUUGAGUACAGCGAGGACACGAAAAUCGUGAUCCUGUCUUCCAGCGGCGGGUCGGGCCACGUGGUCGCCGCAAACCGCCUGGUGCAGCUGCUGACCGAGCCGCCGAAGGCCGCCAACGCGACGCACGUGGGUCCGGAGGCGGCCCGCGUGCUGCCGCACCUCGCGCCCGGCGCGGAGGAGGGCGGGUGGACCCCGUACAACGGUGGCAAGCGCUACAAGAACCUGAAGAAGGAGGAGGUGGAGGUGAUCUACGUGAUGCCGCCCGAGUGCAAGAAGAACGAGACCACGGGCGAGGACAUUGUCACCCCGGAGUGCGCGAAGCGGUCCUGGCUGCAGAUGAACAGCGUGUUCGGGAACAUGUACGAACUGAUGGCCAACCACCUGAUCAGCGACUUCGGGGUGCUGUUAUCAAAAUGAAAAAUCCCCCCUCCCAUAUCGAAACGAAGAUUUCUGUUGCUGGAUUUGUGUACACAAAUCAUUUUGCCAUGCUAGAAGGCAAAAGAAGCGGACCGUAGUGCUGGGCGGCGCAAAAAAGCCUUGCAUCUUCAGCAUGAGAGGAGGCAGCUGGAAAUGGGAAACGGCAUGACAAAUCGGCUCCAAUUAAGGCCGCAACUGCGUCUCUUGGCCUUCUAGCAAUACAAGUCGCUCUGUGUACUCACAUACAGCAUCACAAAUACAAAUUUCCUUUUCGAUAUGGGGAGGGGGGAUUUUUACUUUUGAUAGCUGUUUGGCCGCGACGAGUGGGACCGGGCGCAGAAGGAGGGCGACAUGGAGACGCUGUUAUCAAAUGCAAAAAUGUCUGGGUCUGGAAGACUGCGAGAUUUGUCAUGCUUGUCUGGGAUGACCAAAAAGUUUGUGAUGCGUGUCCAAGAAGAGACCCUUUUGCCUGUCAUGCGAAAAACGCAACACUAAGAAGCGCAGAUAUUUCUCAUGCUUGGCUGUGCAUUACAGAGCAUUCCCUAUUCCCAACGCAGCAUCACAAGUUUCCAGACCCAGACAUUUUUGCAUUUGAUAGCUGUGGGCGUUGUACAACGACAAGCCGAAGGCGGACUUCAUGUUCGGCUGGGCCUUCCGGUCCAACGCGCGGGCCUACCUGGACAAGCACCCGAACCUGGAGGUGAUGGUCACCGUGCAGUACCAGGGCACCUACCAGAUGUGGGAGGCCGUGCGCGACUUCAACCAGGACCGGCGCGCCGCGGAGGAGGCGGACGUGCGGCGGCCGUACGACCGCGACGUGCACUUCGUGAUCCAGAUCUGCGACCCGGCCAACCCCGACAACUUCUUCCUCCCGGCCAUCAAGCGGUUCCAGGACUACUCGCCCCCGUCGGAGCGCAGCUUCUACCACAUGGACAUGAGUUACGCGGGCGUGCCCUUUUUGGGGAUCGCUAACUCCGCGGCCGAGGUGCAGCAGUUCGCGGACGGAACGCGCCGCUACUACCAUGAGGAGCUGGGCUUCACGGACGCCAUCAUCGACAUGAUGCGGUUCAUAUCAAUUGCAGAUUUUGAUGUCUGGGUCUGGGAAAGGAAACUUGUGAUGCAAGGAAGGGAUGAAUAGUGAAGUGAGCACACCGUAAUGGUGCGCUUCACAGUAUGACAAGUUUUUCCGUGGUUCAGAGUUGCGUACUUACUCCGCAUGAAAAGCUGCGUUUUUUCAUGACAGACAAGAGGACCUCCUCGCUGGCGCGCAAUAGUUCAGAGUCAUGCCAGCCUAGCAUCACAAAUCUCGCAAUCUCCCAGACCCCGACAUAUUUGCAGUUCAUAGCUCACCGACGGCGUGAUCCGCCCGGAGUUCCAGCAGAUGGCCAACAAGAUCUACCUGGGGCAGGUGGACCCGGCGGUCGAGCGGACGAAGGAGCUCCGGUAUCAAAUGUAAAAAUGUCUGGGUCUGGAAACUUGUGAUGCUGGGUGGCGUCUCAUGAUGAGGCUACAAAUGCUGGCUCAGCAUGACAAGUUUCUGAGCUCCUAGGUGUUGCCUAUUCUGCAUGACAAACUGCGCUUCUGCAUCACAGAAAAGCGGAGCGCUUGGGUAACGUGCAUGACAGAUUUAAGAAUCAUGCCAGACAAGCAUGACAAACAUGAAUUCUUCCAGACCCAGACAUAUUUGCAUUUGAUAUCCGGUUGAAAAAGCUGAAAAACGUGAAUGGGAAGAACAUGUUAUCCUGUUUAAAAACGUCCCCACGACCUCCCCAUAGUUUGUUAAGAUCGGAACUCUGCUAGACAAAUCAGCACGCUGUGAGACUGGCCCAUGACAAGUUUGGGGACGCAGCAUAAGUAGUUCUGCCUAGGUAGCCCAGACGCAUCACAGAUCCAUUUUUCCCUUAUCCUGAUUUGCGCAUGACAAGUUACCGAAAACACGAUCAAAAAAUGCCCGUCAUGUUGCGGAGCCGCAUGACAGAUUUUCUGGGCAUGCAGAUUUGCAUUACAACUAAUCGGGUCGGAACGUUUUUACUCAGGAUGCAUGCAGGAAGAUCUCGUCGUGCCGAAAGACCAGCACGUGGUGGCCAUCAUGCUCGGGGGCGUGGCCGCGAUCGCCCCCACGUUGGAGUACGUGGAGCAGUCGGCCACCCGCACCGUGCGAAAAACGCCGGACGGCCAGUACCAGCUGGCGGACAUGUGUGAAACGAAGACGAUCUUCGUCUUUUGCGGAGGGGACCCGGACCUCGUGAAGGCGGUGAUGAAGAAGGAGGAGGAACUGAAGAACCGUGCCGGACCGGGACCCGCGGAGUUUCGCCAGAGCCUGCGCAUUUUCGCGCUGGGUCGCCAGGGCGCCGACGUCAUCGCCCCCGUCUUUGCCCGUGCCAACACCCUAAUUGUUCGCGGAGGUAAGAAGUUGAUGUAGUGUGCAAAUUAAGUAUUGUAUCAGUGUGGAUACAUAUCGAUAAGUGUGAAACAAAAGUCAGUGGAUGAAGCAGGAGGGCGCACUGCUAAGAUGGUGGAGGAGUUGCACAAUUCUUCAAUCAGAAUCAUAUGAAAAGACAUUGAUCUUGAUGUCGAUGUGAUGUUCAUACUUCAACAAUUCCCCACAGGCGGCGUCACUGCGUUCGAAGUGCGUGCGGUUGGGCCGGGGACGGACUUGGUGGUGCACUCCGAGCGGGCGAUCAAGCCGCUGAACCACGAGCUCGGCGUUUGCACCAAGGGGAUGCUGUCCCACGAGGCGGGAAAUGCGGCGUGGGAGGGGGACGCCAUGGGUGGCGUGGUGCUUUCCGACCUCAAGAAGCGGCUCCGGAUUCUGCCCGACCCCAAAAAGGGGUUCAUCACCCUCGGACGCGAGCGCAAGGGGUAUCCCUGCCUCGCCCCGCAAGACGAACAGUACGUGCUGCCGUUCGCGAACGUCGGGUACACCAAGUCGCUUGGUUGCGGCCCCUAGUGGAUUUUCAUCUUCACGUCGUGGUGUUAUUAUGUCUGAAUUGAUUCUCUUUCUGUUUCGGUUUUUUAUUUUUACACAUCUAAGUACUCAGUUCAACAUUCAGAUACAUGAUGUCAGCUUCUGAUUUUUUAAGCUUCAAGUUUACACAUUGCAUUUUCUUGUUAAUUUUUGCAUACAACCAUCCAACACUACAGUUUGUUUUUACCACAAUGAUUCAUGGUCCACUCCAUCCUUACAGUAGAACUACAAGAUCGCACGUCUGAGGACAUGAAGAUGCAGUUUACGUCUGUGACCGCAUGGAUCGAUUGCAUCCUCAUAAACCAUGUCUAAACAUAAUGUUGAUCGCAAUUAUUGAAAUGAGAGUUAUAUUUCACUCUCCUCGAAAAAGAGCCAGCCAGGGUACGAAUUCCCACUUCGUACUAGUACAUCUGUCAAUGGAAUAAAGUGCUUCCGAUUCGAGUGGAUAACGUAUUCACACGAGGUAGACAAAAUGCAGAAAGGCCAGCGUGUUGCGCUGCACCGAAGGGAU